This is a messenger RNA of Zalophus californianus (California sea lion), 2651 nucleotides long. RefSeq names its product nucleotide binding protein like (gene NUBPL). NCBI's taxonomy places the organism in Eukaryota, Metazoa, Chordata, Mammalia, Carnivora, Otariidae. The record is from RefSeq and is a predicted model, not a curated record. The transcript has 10 exons. Gene Ontology annotation, biological process: iron-sulfur cluster assembly; mitochondrial respiratory chain complex I assembly. The coding region runs from base 12 to 1010 and encodes 332 amino acids. Gene Ontology annotation, molecular function: 4 iron, 4 sulfur cluster binding; ATP-dependent FeS chaperone activity; ATP binding. Gene Ontology annotation, cellular component: mitochondrion.
UGUUCCGAGCUAUGGGGUGUUGGCAGCGUUUGUUGAUUUUUGGCGGGGUAUUGCUUCGGGGUGGUGGCGGGGCCAGUGUACCGCUUGCGGGAAGCCGAGUGUUGGUUUGUCGGCGCCAGUUAUCUGGUGCUGACAGUGAGACCCUAAAACAAAGAAGAGCACAAAUCAUGUCCCGAGGACUUCCAAAGCAGAAACCGAUAGAAGGUGUAAAGCAAGUUAUAGUUGUGGCUUCUGGAAAAGGUGGAGUUGGAAAGUCUACUACAGCAGUGAACCUUGCACUUGCACUAGCAGCGAAUGAUUCGUCAAAGGCCGUUGGCUUGCUAGAUGUGGAUGUGUAUGGCCCUUCAAUUCCGAAGAUGAUGAAUCUGAAAGGAAAUCCAGAAUUAUCGCAGAGCAACCUAAUGAGGCCUCUUUUGAAUUAUGGUAUUGCUUGUAUGUCUAUGGGCUUCCUGGUUGAAGAGACUGCACCAGUUGUUUGGAGAGGCCUUAUGGUAAUGUCAGCUAUUGAAAAACUGUUGAGACAGGUAGAUUGGGGCCAACUCGACUAUUUAGUUGUUGACAUGCCACCAGGAACUGGAGAUGUGCAGAUAUCAGUCUCACAGCAUAUUCCCAUUUCAGGUGCUGUGAUUGUCUCCACACCCCAGGACAUUGCACUGAUGGAUGCUCGCAAGGGUGCUGAGAUGUUUCGAAAAGUCCAUGUGCCUGUCCUGGGCCUUGUCCAAAAUAUGAGUGUUUUCCAGUGUCCAAAAUGUAAACAUAGAACUCAUAUUUUUGGUGCUGAUGGUGCAAGAAGACUAGCACGGACCCUUGAUCUUGAUGUUCUAGGCCAAAGCUUACCUGAGGAUUGCUGCAGAAGUGGUAAAAAGAUUGCCACCACCUCUAGAGUGAGUUCCCCAAGUGUUCUGGAAAUUUGCCUGAUGCUUAGCAAUAAGACGACUUUUGGAAGUAGCAGUGUGGUGAUGAAACCUACAGGAAUAAUAGCAAUCAUAGUUGUUUUCUUGUGUUUCUAAAGAAAUAAUAUGUCUUAUUUUCAGAUUUGAUUUGCUAAGCAAUGACUCACAAAUAAAAUUUUUAUAUAUCAAUGCUAACUGCUACAUUUCAGAAUUUUUCUGAAAGCUGAUGUGUACCAGCUGCGCAGAAAUGCGUUUUAUUUUAAUGAACGACCCUUUGGGGAAUCAUGAGUUUGUGUUAGAAGCCCAACCUUCCAUUGAGGAAAGAACUGUGCUCUUUUUGUGGGACUACAGCGUUAGUCAUUUAAAGGAUUUACUAAAUUUGUGUGCUGAUAUAAGUAUGACAACUCUCCAUCAGUCAGUUUGGUCUAGAUUUAAAUCUUGCCUUGGACUAUAUUAGACACAUUCUUAAUAUAAAUAAACCUCUGCUUCAUCUGGACCAGGCUUUACCCUAGACUUACUGAAUAUAAUCUGCAGGGGUGGGGCCUGGACAUGUGUAUUUUUAACAAGAUUAUAAUGAUUUUGAUGAUUCUGAUUAUGAUGGAAAUAGAAUAAUAGGUAACAAUUUAUGAAGUGUUUUCUUGUGUUAUUAUAGUUAGUCUUCCAUUCAUAUGAGUGGGGUACUGUUGUUGUCUCCACUUUAUAGAAAUGAGAAAACUGAGGUAUGGGAGUGUUAAGUGUCUUGCUGAAGGUUACUAUUCCAGCAAGCGCUGGAACUGGAGUUUGAACUUGGACAGUGGGAUACUGGAUCCUUCCUUUUUUACACCAAAGAGCAUUCAUUUAUUUCAAAAGAGAAAUAUGGUAUUCAGCAUUUCCCUCAAACUUACUGCACCGUGAAACCCUCCCCAUUUCAUGGAGUUCGUGUUUCAAAUGGUACACUUUGAAAAACAUUUAUCUGGUCUAGUUAAGGCUCAGAGAAAUUCAGGGGGCUUUCCAAGGUCAGGUAGCAAGAUAGUUAUAAAGCUCCAAGUACUGAUAAGAACCAUUAGUUGAUAAAGAAGCAGUCUAUGACCUUUAGCAAAUACCUUCACAUCUUUUGCUUUGUCUCUGGCUUAAAUAGCCAGAAAAUUAGGCAAAGAGUUACAUGUCAUUAUAAACAUGUUUCACACACUUGUGUUCACAUAAAAAAACUACAUGAGUGUUCAUGGAGGUUUUAUUUAUAAUAGCCAAAAACAAUGCAAGAGUUUUUCAGUAGGCAAAUAGUCAAACGAACUGUGAUAUAUGCAUACCAUGGAAUACUACUCAGCAGUGCAAAAGAACAAACUAUGGAUACGUGUAACAACGUGGAUGAAUUCCAGAGAAUUAUGCCGAAUGAAAAAGCCAAUCCUAAAAUUUUUUAUACCAUAUGGUUCUAUUUAUGGAACAUUCUUGAAAUGACAAAAAUUAUAGAAAUGGAGAACAGAUUAGUGGUUUUCAGAAUUUAAGGGGGGAGGGUUGCAGGGAAGAGAAUUAUGUGUGGCUAUAAAAGGGUAACAUAAGGAAUCCUUGUGAUGAUGGAAAUGUGUUCUGUAUUUUGACUGUGUCAAUGUCAAUAUCUUGGGAGCUAUUGUACUAUAGUUUUGCAAGGUGUUAUUAUUGGAGGCAAUUGGGUAAAAGGGCACAAUGGAAUCUGCAUUAUUUCUUACAACUGCAUGUGAAUCUACAAUUACCUCAAAAUAAAAAUAAAAGUUUAAUUAAAUAAAACAAACAUGUGCUACUGUG